Thunnus maccoyii (southern bluefin tuna) is the source of this 1246-nucleotide messenger RNA. RefSeq names its product ubiquitin-fold modifier conjugating enzyme 1 (gene ufc1). The coding region runs from base 128 to 643 and encodes 171 amino acids. NCBI's taxonomy places the organism in Eukaryota, Metazoa, Chordata, Actinopteri, Scombriformes, Scombridae. Gene Ontology annotation, biological process: protein K69-linked ufmylation. Gene Ontology annotation, molecular function: UFM1 conjugating enzyme activity. The record is from RefSeq and is a predicted model, not a curated record. Gene Ontology annotation, cellular component: cytoplasm. The transcript has a single exon.
GAAUCCUGUACAGGAAGUGUCUCGUGUUGACUCGGAGACCGGAAGUCCACGUCAGUGCCGGACCAGGACUGAAGACAGACCUGAUCCAGACCCGGUCCCGGACUGAACUUUACUGUUUAGACACAACAUGGCGGACGAGAGCGCGCGCCGUGCCGUGUCGCAGAUCCCGCUACUGAAGACGCACGCGGGCCCGCGGGACCGCGCGCUGUGGCCACAGAGGCUGAAGGAGGAGUACCAGGCGCUGAUCCGGUUCGUGGAGCAGAACAAGGCGGCGGACAACGACUGGUUCCGACUGGAGUCCAACCCGGACGGUACGCGCUGGACCGGCACGUGCUGGUUUAUCCACGAGCUGCUGCGCUACGAGUUCCGGCUGGAGUUCGACAUCCCGGUGACGUACCCGGAUACGGCACCCGAGGUGGCGGUUCCGGAGCUGGACGGGAAGACCGCCAAGAUGUACCGCGGCGGCCGCAUCUGCCUGACCGAACACUUCGCGCCGCUCUGGGCGCGCAACGCGCCGCGCUUCGGCCUGGCGCACCUCAUGGCGCUGGGACUCGGACCGUGGCUCGCCGUGGAGGUCCCGGACCUGAUCAGCAAAGGGCUCGUGGUCCACCAGGAGCGGCAGCGCGAGGCGGCGGCGGAGUGACGUCACGGACCGAACAAACUGCUUAAUGAUUGAAUGAAUGAAUGAAUUCGGGGGGGGGGGGGGGGGGGGGGGGGCUGACUGCUAAUCAAUAUAUCAUUCAGACUCUGCUCUCUGACCUGCAGCUCUGGCGGGAAACAUUCAGUGAAAUUAUUGAUGGGAACAAUGAUUGAUUGAUUGAUUGAUUGAUGAGAUUCUAUUUGAAUUAUAAUAAUUUCAGCAGACGAAACGUUUUGUGGUUUGAUGUGAAAUAAACAGAAAAUGUGGAGCUUUAACUGCUCAGAUUCUUAUUUCAUCAAAUACAAAAUAACUAAAGAAUUUAAUGUUUUUAUUUACACGAUUAAAUAUUCUGAGCAGAGAAGAUUUGAUGUGAAGAAGCAACAGAAGCAUUAAAUAAAGCUUCUCGCCGUCCGUACAGGUGAGACACACGUUCCAAACGAACCGACGUUAUGACGUCACUGAUCGAUCGAUCUGUUUCCUGUGAUGGAGGUUGACUUCAGCUGGUUGUUUACUUGUUGCUGUUUGUUUAUUAAAGUCUGUGAUACAGAUGUUGUUUAACUGUAACGUCUCAGUGUAAAUAAAUUACCUCACUAGUAUUUACAUCAA